AUGGAGAUUCUUAAGGAACUCCAUGCUUCAAUUUCGGAAGCAUGCGAUGCCUCGUUUGACAAUGCCUACGCGAAGCUGGAGUCUCAACUUGCCAUCCGUGAAGCAAACCUGAGAAAAGCCGAAGAGGACGGAUCAGCUGCCCGCGAGGCCCGCGAGACGGCAGAGCACAGAAUUCAAGAGUUGCAGAACCAAAUAUCCGUGCUCCAGGAGGAGAUCAAGCGCUAUGAAGUCGACCCGAAGGACCUUGAAUUUCCAGUCGCCUUUGCCAAUCUGCAGGAUGAAUUUGCACCCGAAAACCUCUGGAACAAUCAUCACAACAAGAAGGAUCAGCUGCAAGAAAUCCUCGAUCAUAAAUACACAACGCUCUAUACCAGCUUACAGACGUUUUCCAAAAGCUGGACCAGUCUUAAAGCAAAAGUACUGCAACACAAGAAGAAAUUACGAUGUUGGGAAAGGCUGCUAGAGCGGGAUGAGUUUACAUGUUUUCUUCCCAAUGGCGAAUCGGUAACUUUUCGAAAGGUGCCAAAUGUGGGAUUCAGUGACACUGCAAAGUCGACAGCCCCAAUUUCAGAAGCGGCACCGCCCUCGGAACGUGAAGCGACGCAGGACUCUGUUGCUGGUACAUCAUUCACUGAACCGGUCCAGAAUGAAGACUGCCCAACAAACGUGAAACCUAUGGUUAAGAUCGAGGAAGGCAGUCAAUCAGUGAAUCGCCCAAACCCACCAGAGCCCGGUCGUGCUACGCGGAAUCCGCCAUCUUCAGAGUCGUCUUCGGAUAUAAUUCCCCCCUUACCACAUUUGCAAAGUCGGAAGAGAAAGCGGGUUGUUGCUGCUUCUCAUGACCAUCUGAUGGAGACUGCUCCUAAACGACCAGUACUUGUUAAGAAUGAACCGGCGUCAUCAAGUCCAUUGCAUCACUCUGCGUUCUCCCUCGGCCAGCAUUUGCCUAGCACUCAAGAUCUGGAUGAAAUUGGUGAUACUGUGCAGACGCCUACAAAACGGAAUGCCCACCGAGAAGUGCACUGGGAAGACUCGGGUAUGGAAAACGAGCCAAGUGGCACCGGUACCCAGCAGACCCAGUCAGAUCGACCAUUUCAACAAUCAUCUAUACUACGCUCGGUCGAUGGGAACGCCCGAACAGACAAGUUUUAUAGACAAGAGCUUGGGAUGAAAAAGCAGAAAUUGACAAACCACCGUGCGGUAUUUUCAAUGGCAGAAGACUGCGAUGCCGAAGAAGAUGGUAGUUAUUCCAAACGGCAUCUCCCGAAAAGCACACCAGCAACACCUCACACGAGGCCACCGCAAUCCAAGGGUGACGGAAAAACCACACAGAGCCGGCUCCAGGGCCUUUUGGAGGGAUCAUUGCCUUCCAAAUCACCACUCGAGUCUGCCAAAAAUCUUCAUGGACCGGGCAAUUCCCAGGAUUCAAUCAGGAAUGCCGCUGCACGAAGACAUCGUCUUGCUACCGAGUCCCUUUCAUCUCGAAACCAAUCCGGUGACUCCGCGACCGAAACUGAUUCCCAGAAUUUCCCGGAGGUGCGCCCAGAAGACGAGCCCUACAGAUCGCUCCCUCUAAGUCGUUUAACCCUUGAACAUUUCAAGAUCAAUCCAACCCGAAACCAGGGGCUUGACUACGCAUAUGACUCGGUUGUUCGCAAGAAAGAUGAUCGCAAGUGCAUCUCCGGAUGCACGCGUCCCGGGUGCUGUGGAGAUCGCUUUCGUGCUAUGGCACGCCUUGGAGGCCUCCCAGCCAAUAAUUCCACAGAGCAAACGGAAGAAGACCAACGGGCCCUGGAAGAGUAUGUAGGCGAGGAUCAGCACCUACUGGAUGGCCUAAGUGGCCAGGAUCGUGACAAUCUUCUUGUGGAAGCCAGAGCCAGAACUCUUGCUAAUCAAUAUGGCCGACACCGACACACUCAUCAGCGCGCUCAAUCUCCGCCUGGUUUUUGGAGAACAGACAUGCCAGACACACAGGAAAUGAAAUCAGACCGGGAAGCAGCACAAAGGCUGGAGCGGGGAAAGGUGGAGGAGCGGUACCGAGAGGCCAUGCGACCUGGAGGACUUUGGACCUGGGCAGAUGAAUGA
Molecule: messenger RNA, 2085 nt
Organism: Penicillium cinerascens
Lineage: Eukaryota; Fungi; Ascomycota; Eurotiomycetes; Eurotiales; Aspergillaceae
Product: SAE2 C-terminal domain-containing protein
Exons: 1
Coding region: 1-2085 (694 amino acids)
Biological process (GO): double-strand break repair via homologous recombination; DNA double-strand break processing involved in repair via single-strand annealing
Cellular component (GO): site of double-strand break
Molecular function (GO): flap-structured DNA binding; damaged DNA binding; Y-form DNA binding
Source: RefSeq, a predicted model, not a curated record